GCCGCUGGAGGCAAAAAAACCUUGUUGCUCGGCCCCAACUGCCCCGGUCUGAUCACCCCCGAAGAAAUCAAGAUCGGCAUCAUGCCCGGCCACAUCCACCGCAAGGGCCGCAUCGGCGUGGUCUCGCGCUCGGGUACGCUGACCUAUGAGGCCGUGGCCCAACUGACCGAAAUCGGCCUGGGCCAGUCCAGUGCCGUGGGCAUCGGUGGUGACCCGAUCAACGGCCUCAAGCACAUCGACGUGAUGCGCGCUUUCAACGACGAUCCAGAUACCGACGCCGUGAUCAUGAUUGGUGAGAUCGGUGGUCCCGACGAAGCCGAAGCGGCGAUGUGGUGCAAAGCCAACAUGAAGAAGCCCAUCGUUGGCUUCAUCGCGGGCGUUACCGCCCCCGCAGGCAAACGCAUGGGACACGCGGGGGCUUUGAUCUCCGGCGGCGCCGAUACCGCCGACGCCAAACUCGCCAUCAUGGAAGAAUGUGGCUUUAAAGUCACACGCAACCCGUCUGAAAUGGCCAAGCUGCUCAAGGCCAUGUUGUAA
Molecule: messenger RNA, 537 nt
Organism: Darwinula stevensoni
Lineage: Eukaryota; Metazoa; Arthropoda; Ostracoda; Podocopida; Darwinulidae
Source: the annotation of a GenBank genome assembly